Messenger RNA from Monopterus albus (swamp eel), 2789 nucleotides. RefSeq names its product E3 ubiquitin/ISG15 ligase TRIM25. Bases 455 to 1999 code for a protein of 514 amino acids. Lineage: Eukaryota; Metazoa; Chordata; Actinopteri; Synbranchiformes; Synbranchidae. The transcript is spliced from 8 exons. The record is from RefSeq and is a predicted model, not a curated record. Gene Ontology annotation, molecular function: zinc ion binding.
UAUCCCCGCAAUACCAGGCUGUGGCUAGCUGAACUGUCCGUUUGUUUAUCGCAGGUGCCAGUCGACUUGUGUCAAAUGCAGAAUGCUCCAGAAGAGAAAGUAGCUAAAUGGCCAAUGACUAGGACAUUUUCUCGGAUCCCUAAAACAGCCCGAGCUGUUUCGGACACUGUGGAAACUAUCGAGGCAGAACUAACGGGACGUAGCGUUGACGUGUUAGCCCGACAGGUACACCGCAUCUUGGAGAUUUGGAACGCUAGCUUCAUCGUGUGUGGUAGAGACAGCCUUUGGCGUUACAGUUCUCGAAACCAUUGACUUAGCUUUGUACGAAACCAGCAUAUAAGUACCCAAAUUAUCAAGUUUCAGCAACUUGACAUCUACAGUACCCCAGGAAACCUGCAGUCUCUGUUCCUCCUCCUCCAGCUCAUCUCUCUGGCCUCACAGUCUGAAUUCUGACAUGGCCUCAUCCCAGUCAGACCAGUCCAGAGUCCUGCAAGAGGAGCUUACCUGCCCGGUGUGUCUGGACUUGUACCGAGAUCCCCACUUACUUCCUUGUGGCCACAACUUCUGCAAGACCUGCCUCGAUUACCUAAAGCAGCAAGCUGAUCGAGAUCGCUUCCGCUGCCCAGAGUGCCGGGAGAGCCACAGGUGUGGCACCAAAUUUCAGAAAAACUUCAAACUAGCCAAUAUUGCUGAUGACUACCGCCAGCGGCGCAGAACUACCACUGGAGCUGUUACAGCUUUAAAAUCCACAGGGUUGCUGUCACCUUCUCUGGCAGCGCAGCAAGCCACAAGUGCAUUUCCUGUUCUGUGCGACUACUGCCCCACGGUCACCACUGAGGAAUCGGGCAUCAGCGUUGACAAGGGCAGGCCUUCUACUGGUCCUGUUUCUCAAGAGGGAAAUGAGAAGCAGGAAGCUGCUGCUACACCAAUGUUUGCAGUCAGGACGUGCCUGAAGUGCGAGGUGUCUAUGUGCCAGGAACAUGUAAAGCCACAUCUUGAGCUGCCGGCGUUCUAUGAACACCCCCUGACAGAACCAAUCAACAAUUUAUGGAAGAGGAAGUGCCCAAAUCAUGAUGAGAUAUACAGAUACUACUGCAUGGAUGACAAGGUGUAUGUGUGCCACGCCUGCACCAUAGAGGGAGAACAUCUGGGACACACAAUGAAGACCCUGAGAAACAUGAUGAAAGAUCUUAAGGGCACGCUGGACAAGCAGCUGUACAGAGUUGAAAGGAAGUACAGCACUGCGGAGAAGAAACUCCAGGAGCAGAAGGAGAAGGAGAGACAGAAUACGAAGUUCAUGGACGACUCGGAGCAGUGCUUGAACAGACUGGGUGAAGAGAUGAAGGCCAAAGUUCUCAGCUUUGUCACCAGAUUGCGACAGUGCACUCACGCUCACUGUGACACAAACGGGCUGGCAAUUGAGAAGAACCUCUCCAGGAUCUCUCAGGACCAGGCCCGUCUCCAGGAGGUCCGCCGUGGCACCGAGAGCCUCAUGCAGGAAAACGACCCUUUCCGCUUCAUCGAGGCAUAUAAGACAACAGGAAAACAGUGUCGUCGGCAGCUAAGAAAGAACAUGUACUACCCAGAGUACGUAGACAUGGACUCAGAGGUUCUUGUAACAAUGAUGAACGAAGAAAUGAGAACAUUCCUUAAUGAGGAGCUACAUUGUCACAUUAGUGAUGCCAUUAAUUCACUGUGUCAUCUCUCAGAUUGUGAGGAGGAGCAGGAGGAGAAUGACGAAGAGACUGUGGAGCAGGACGAUGAGGACGAUGACGAUGACCUCUAUGACAGCAGCGAAGAAGAAAUGAGGAGUGAGGGGGAGGAGGAAGAAGAUGAAGAUGAGGAUGAGGAUGAGGAAGGACUUGACCAGACUGAGCUGGCUGAUGAUCUUUACAGCCCAGGGGAGGAAGAGGACGAGGAAGGUGAAGAGGAAGAAGACAACGGAGAAGAAGAGGAAGAAGACAGUGGAGAAGAGGAUGAGGAAGAGAGGGGCGUUUAACGAGGACUUUUGUAUACAUAUAUUUUUACACCUUUUUGAAGCACUUUAAAUUUGAUCCUAACCUCUGGAUGAAUUCAGCAGAAGGUUCUGAUGUCUGUUGUAGUGUUGCACCCAUCUUCUCUUUAAAUGUCCAAGGUGCAGUACAGGACUCGAGCAGCUGCCACGCUUUUCCUCAGUCAGUCAGACAUACCGGAGGAUGGCAGCUUUGAUUAUGGAAGUAAGUCCCCACCAAAAUGUUUGAAUGUGCACAAGUCACAUCUUAGGUGCUACUCACUUUGUACCUCAGAAUUUGAGAGCGUGCAGGCACAGAUUUGUAAGUGCAGAGGCAGAUUUGAGAGUGUAAUCCCGGCCAUGCAUGGACAUGUUUCUGAGUCUGCACACAGAUUUCUUCACUGGGUUUUGUGUGAAAAUAUGUUGUUGGCAAAAGGUUUGAAAGUGGACAAAAGAGGUUUCCUGCACAAUUCACUUUGCAAAUCACCACGCAGUCAUGAAUUUUUAAGACCAGAGUCAGAUCUGAGAAGACAGAAUCAUGAGCGCAACAUUAUUUGAGUGAGCAGCAGGGAUCGUCCCUUGCUCUCAAACCUGAUUCUAUUCUUGCAAAUCCAUGCCCACGUGUUCUUACAUUCUGACUUUCAAAGUAAGCAGCUCUUGAAACUUGUUUUGUGCCUUUUCAAAACCUUUGAUUCCAGAACCGGCCUCGGUAUCUGGGGAAAUUUCAACUGUCAAGGUGCAUGAAUACAGGAAAAACAAAUUGUUAAAGGCACACAACAACAAAGAGUCUUGUAUUUAA